AUGGCGGAUGACUGGAAGGUCUCUGAAAAUCCAAAUCAUCUGCCUGCAAGCAUCAUCGUUCCGAUCAUCUUUUCACUGAUAUUCCUACUUGGAACUAUAGGGAACGGCCUUGUUCUGGCAGUGCUGCUGAGGAAUGGCCAGAUGAGUUAUAACACAACCAAUCUCUUUAUUUUAAACCUAAGCAUAGCUGAUCUGUUCUUUAUUAUCUUCUGUGUUCCUUUUCAAGCCACCAUCUAUACACUGGACGGGUGGGUCUUUGGCUCAUUCCUUUGUAAAGUGGUCCACUUUUUCAUCUACCUCACCAUGUAUGCGAGUAGCUUCACAUUGGCUGCUGUAUCAGUCGACAGAUAUCUUGCCAUUCGAUACCCUUUGAAAUCCCGAGACCUCCGCACAGCACGGAAUGCCACAGCUGCCAUUGCUGUAAUCUGGGCCUUGUCCAUCAUCCUGGCUGGACCAUACCUGAGUUACUACCAGAUUGUCCAUUAUGAGGGAAUACCCAUUUGCGUGCCAAUAUGGGAAGACAGGAAGAGAAAAAUAAUGGAUGUUUCCUCGUUUGUUUUUGGCUUUUUAAUCCCAGUUGCGAUCCUGAGUCUUGCCUACACCAGAACAAUCAAGUAUCUGUGGACAUCAGUGGAUCCCAUUGAGACCAUCUCAGAGUCGAAGAAAGCAAAGCGGAAGGUGACGAAAAUGAUAAUCAUUGUUGCUGUGCUCUUUUGCCUCUGUUGGUUGCCCCAUCAUGUUGUGAUCAUGUGCUUCUGGUUUGGUUACUUCCCGUUCAAUAAAGCAACAUACGCCUUCCGCCUCAUCUCACACUGCCUGUCCUAUGCCAACUCCUGCCUCAACCCUAUUGUGUACGCUUUGAUAUCAAAGCAUUUUCGCAAGAGAUUCAGGCAGGUCUUUACUUGUCACUUGAAGAAGCAAACCACCAAUAAAAUUCAUGUUGUCCACGUGGCUAAUACCAUGACUGGCUUCCAGCCACCAAUAACUGAAACCUCCCAGAUAAAUGAGGAAAACUGCAAAAUCGGACGGUCAGCCCUGGCGGAAAGCAACAUGAGAUGUAACAAGCCAAGAAUUGCUCUGAGGCAGCAGGCUCUGCAUUUUCCCUAA
Messenger RNA from Rhincodon typus (whale shark), 1107 nucleotides. RefSeq names its product galanin receptor 2b-like. The transcript has 2 exons. Bases 1 to 1107 code for a protein of 368 amino acids. Gene Ontology annotation, cellular component: membrane. The record is from RefSeq and is a predicted model, not a curated record. Gene Ontology annotation, biological process: G protein-coupled receptor signaling pathway. Gene Ontology annotation, molecular function: G protein-coupled receptor activity. NCBI's taxonomy places the organism in Eukaryota, Metazoa, Chordata, Chondrichthyes, Orectolobiformes, Rhincodontidae.